Messenger RNA from Diceros bicornis minor, 2987 nucleotides. It is a transcript of the gene DHRSX, whose product is annotated as dehydrogenase/reductase X-linked. Gene Ontology annotation, molecular function: oxidoreductase activity. The record is from RefSeq and is a predicted model, not a curated record. Lineage: Eukaryota; Metazoa; Chordata; Mammalia; Perissodactyla; Rhinocerotidae. The transcript has 8 exons. The coding region runs from base 26 to 1033 and encodes 335 amino acids.
GCGCGGAAGCGGCGGCCGGGCAGCCAUGUCGCCUUUGUCUGCGGCGCGGGCGGCCCUGCGGGUCUACGCGGUGGGCGCGGCGGUGGUCGCGGCGCAGCUGCUGCGCCGCCUCCGCGAGGGCUUCGCGGAGCCAGUUUUCUCCCCACAACCUGACCGGGUUGCUAUAGUGACCGGAGGGACGGAUGGAAUUGGCUAUUCCACGGCGAAGCAUCUGGCGAGACUGGGCAUGCACGUUAUCAUAGCUGGAAAUAACGAGGGCAAAGCGGAAGAAGUUGUUGGGAAGAUAAAAGAAGAAACCUUGAAUGACAAAGUGGAGUUUUUAUACUGCGAUCUGGCGUCUCUGAGCUCUAUCCGGCAGUUCGUCCAGAAGUUCAAGAUGAAGAAAAUCCCUCUCCACGUCCUGGUCAAUAACGCCGGGGUCAUGAUGGUCCCUCAGAGGAAAACCGUGGACGGGUUUGAGGAACACUUCGGCCUGAACUUCCUGGGCCACUUCCUGCUCACCAACCUCCUCCUGGACACCCUGAGAGAGUCAGGGUCUCCCGGCCGCAGCGCGAGGGUGGUGACCGUCUCGUCGGCCACGCACUACGUCGGCGAGCUGAACAUGGACGACCUUCAGAGCAGCAGGUGGUACUCCCCGCACGGAGCCUACGCCCAGAGCAAGCUGGCCCUCGUCCUGUUCACCUACCACCUCCAGGGGCUGCUGGCGGCCCAGGGCAGCCACGUCACCGCCAACGUGGUGGACCCCGGGGUGGUCAACACGGACCUCUACAGACACAUCUUCUGGGGCACACGUCUGCUCAAGAAGCUGUUUGGCUGGUGGUUCUUCAAGAGCCCUGAUGAAGGAGCCUGGACCUCCCUCUACGCAGCGGUCACCCCGGCCCUGGAAGGAGUGGGCGGCCGCUACCUUUACAACGAGAAAGAGACCAAGUCGCUCGCGGUCACGUAUGACCUGAAGCUUCAGCGACAACUGUGGGCCAGAAGUUGCCAGAUGACUGGCAUCCCGGACGUGACCGAGGGCGUCUUCUCGGGAUAGCUGCCACCUCGGGAAGACUUUGUGCCCAGCUCACCACUCACAGAAACAGGCAGAGGGAGCUUUGAUUACAAAAUAAGAGGAAGUCCUGUGACCACAGAGGCAGAGAUGGGAGUGAUGUGGCCCCGAGCCAAGGGAUGCUUGGAGCCCCCAGAAGCUGGAAGACACAAGAAAGGGUCAUCCCCUAGAGACCCCAGAGGAGCUGGGCCUGCCCACACCUUGAUUUCAGACUUCUGGUCUCCAGAGAUUGGUGAGGAUAAAUUCCUAUUGUUUUACUCCACCAAGAAAUUGGUAGUAAUUUGUCUCAGAAAACUCAUACAGUUUCUGAUGCCUGUGAACAUUUUGAACAGUUUAGCGGACACUUGGCUUGGCAGAAAGACCCACCUUUACUUACACACCAGCCAGGCAAGGAUGGUUCAACCCUCUCUCUGAGAAUGGGUAUUGAGUUCUCAAAUUCCAACGUGGAGAGAUGAGCCGUUUGAAAUGCUAUCAAAAGGACACCGUGUGUGUCCUGCCAGCCUGCACUCUGAACUUCGAGACCAGUGACCACUGGUCAGCUAGCUGUCCAUUCCCUCAACUGACAAAAUUCCACUGACGUCGACUCCUGGCACAACCAUGCAUUGGAAUCACAGCUGGCAGCUCUUCCAGUGUGGGGUUCACAGUGGACACAGGGACAGAUGCUUUCUCAAGUGCUCCUUGGUUGUUCUGAGGUGGAUGGAGUGGUGCUGUUAACCAAUUUAAUAAUCAGCCAUCCUCGUGGAAUGGAGUGUUAUGUAGUGGCCACUUAAUAAAACAUAAAGGAGUGUCAGUGCUCAGAUGUGGGAUCCUUGAGAAGACUGGUAAUGGAUUCUCUUUUGGUCUCCUGCCUCUGAGGCAUGGCACUUUUCUUGGCUAAAGGAAAACUUGAAACAAAUCUGCCGUCUGAACAGAGAUGCUGAAGAUCUUCCCAAAUGUCCAGUAAGGCUAGUGGGAUUUGGCUGCUCACUGGGGAAGCCUGUGAAAACGACUGAUGUUCAUCUCCACCCUCAACAGAAUUGCAGAGUUAAUCCCUCUGGGCAUCAGCAUUUAUUUAGAGCUCUUCAAGCCAUCCUCUUGUUCAGCCAAGUUCAAGACCCCCUGAGCCAGACAAGUGCAGACGACGGCUUCCAGUCCUGGGUGCUGGCACUUCCUAGAGCUGCUCAGAUGUUCUGCUAAGCCUUAGAGCCCAGACUAAUGUGUUUCAGAACUAGAAUUACUUCCUACAUUAAGCCAAAUUUGAGACGUGCCUCAUCUAAUAUUUCUGAACAGCCAGGACUAUGCACCAAAAAGCAGAAUCUUGAAUUCUGGGAAGAUGCCAAUCUUGGAGUGUUUGCAUGUCAUCAUAGAGCCCGUUGAUGCUUGAGGUCAUCAUACACAAGUGCCAGCUGCUCGUUCAUCAUCACAAAGGUGGUUCCCAAAUAAUACGGGCUAAGGAUGGGGUGACAGGAUGCGUCCUGGCCAAACUGAUGUCCCCCAUCACUGAGAGAACAGCUUAUCAGCACCUGACAGAUUCUUUGACCCCUGGGCUGAGAAGACCGGCUCCCAGAGCAAUUUGAAUUUUGCAGGACCCUGGCCUAAGCUUGCUCAUCCUGGUUGUAUGACAGCCUCUCUGUCACUGUUCCUCCACGGGAGAGACAGAACAUGAUUAUGGAAGUUAACACACACCCCCCCCAGACUCCUGAUUGUACGAUUCCUCGGAGCUCAGAGACACUUCCAGGCAGCUGGAGGAAUCACGUGGAUCACUGGGUGAGUAAGGCUGAAUCCGUGGCCUGGUGGAUGCUGGGGAUCCCGGGUUUGACCCUGUCACUGAUGUUAGGGGAGCCAAGAAGGCCUCUGUGCACCGGGAUGGAUGACUUUCCAUCCCCGGGCAAGACUUGAUUCAAUGAUUGGACCCUUGAUGCUUGUGUUUCUCAGUAAAGUUGCUCUUUUGUUCCCUCAA